GGAAAAAUGCAAGGAGAUUGGGGUUUCCGAAAAUUAAUGUCAUGGCUUGGAUGUGAUGGUUAUUUAUUUCCAUCAAAUACUAAAAAUACAGCAUCUGAGAGAGGAAUAGUAUGUACUUGUAAAUUGUGUGAAAAUUGUUCGACGAGAUUGUUUAAUGAGCAAGGGACUUCAAAACAGAUUCUUACAAGUACUUCUGUUAGUAGAACAAAUUCCAAGACGGAUUGCAGUACGGAAAGAAUUGUGGGAUUCAAUUAUGUGAAUGAACCUAUUAAAUUCAAGAAUAGACCAAUCAAACUCAGUUUAUAUCCCAAACAAUUAAAAUACACUAAAGGAGGAGGUUUCAGACUUAUUGAAAUUACCAAUUUGGGAGAACAACGAAUUGCAAUCAAAGUAAAAUCAACAAACAAAAAAUUGUUUUAUGCAAAGCCUGUUUUUGCCUUCAUUACAUCAAAAUCUACCACUUUUAUUCACAUUUACCGUACAAAUUCUGAAUCUGAACGUCCCGAGAAAAUUGUUAUUCAUGCUGUUGAAGUCUCUCAUAUGGAAACUGAUCCAGCCAAUUCUUUUAAUUCUUUAUUAGGCGAAGUUGGGGAACAAUUUAAUAUUGAAAUUGAAAUUAAUGAUAAAAAUUGA
This is a messenger RNA of Meloidogyne enterolobii, 633 nucleotides long. The record is from the annotation of a GenBank genome assembly. NCBI's taxonomy places the organism in Eukaryota, Metazoa, Nematoda, Chromadorea, Rhabditida, Meloidogynidae.